Messenger RNA from Myxocyprinus asiaticus (Chinese sucker), 5456 nucleotides. RefSeq names its product poly [ADP-ribose] polymerase tankyrase-1-like. The coding region runs from base 48 to 3830 and encodes 1260 amino acids. Gene Ontology annotation, molecular function: protein binding; NAD+ poly-ADP-ribosyltransferase activity. The transcript is spliced from 28 exons. The record is from RefSeq and is a predicted model, not a curated record. Gene Ontology annotation, cellular component: cytoplasm; nucleus. Lineage: Eukaryota; Metazoa; Chordata; Actinopteri; Cypriniformes; Catostomidae.
GUCCUCCCCGACUAUUUUCGCUGCCAGAGGGGGAUUUGUGUUCGAAAAUGGCGACGUCUCGUCGCACUUCCCAGCAGCAACAACAACAAAACUUAUCCUCCCCGCCACGAACAGGCUCUAGUUCCCUCAUGCUUCCAGAAUCACCCCCCGACACCGGCGAACCCGCUGCUGGUGGGGAGUCGGAGAGAACCGGGGACCCGGAGAUCACUUCUGAAAUACCCACUCCGCUCCUCAGCACUAGUAGCAGCAGCAGCAGCACCAGCUCCAGCAGCACUAGCUCAUCUACCACCGGCGGGGGCAGUAGUGCGGGCUCCACUCCCGACUCCGGUAGCGCCAGUCCUGGAGGCAGCGGCUGCGGGACGAGUGGGGCUUUCAGGGAGCUGUUUGAGGCCUGCAGGAAUGGGGAUGUGUCUCGGGUGAAAAGGCUGGUGGAUACGGUCAAUGUAAACGCGAAGGACAUGGCCGGGCGCAAGUCCACCCCGCUUCACUUUGCCGCAGGUUUUGGAAGGAAAGACGUUGUGGAGCAUCUUCUGCAGACGGGGGCAAAUGUGCAUGCGCGAGACGAUGGAGGGUUGAUCCCGCUGCACAACGCAUGUUCUUUUGGUCAUGCUGAGGUGGUCAGUUUGCUGCUGUGCCAGGGGGGAGAUCCCAACGCCAGAGACAACUGGAAUUACACUCCGCUGCAUGAAGCUGCCAUCAAGGGUAAAAUCGAUGUAUGCAUUGUGCUGCUCCAGCACGGCGCCGAUCCCAACAUCCGCAACACCGACGGCAAGUCUGCCCUGGACCUCGCUGACCCAUCUGCUAAAGCUGUUCUUACUGGUGAAUACAAGAAGGACGAACUCCUGGAAGCUGCGAGGAGCGGAAAUGAAGAGAAGCUCAUGGCACUGCUUACACCAUUAAACGUCAACUGCCACGCCAGCGACGGUCGUAAGUCGACAUCUCAAAAAAUGCUGUCCACUCCAUUACAUCUGGCAGCUGGGUACAACAGAGUCCGAAUAGUUCAGCUGCUUCUCCAACAUGGAGCUGAUGUUCACGCUAAAGAUAAAGGUGGUCUUGUUCCUCUACACAAUGCCUGCUCGUAUGGACACUAUGAGGUUACAGAGCUACUGCUAAAGCAUGGGGCGUGCGUCAAUGCCAUGGACCUCUGGCAGUUCACCCCUUUGCACGAGGCCGCCUCCAAGAAUCGCGUGGAAGUGUGUUCCUUACUGCUGAGUCACGGAGCCGACCCCACUCUGGUCAAUUGCCAUGGAAAGAGCGCGGUGGAUAUGGCCCCGACCCCAGAACUCAAAGAGAGGCUCACCUAUGAGUUCAAGGGCCACUCACUGCUCCAGGCAGCACGGGAGGCAGACAUGACAAAAGUGAAGAAGAACCUGGCUCUGGAGAUCAUCAACUUCAAGCACCCACAGACGCAAGAGACAGCACUGCACUGUGCAGUUGCCUCACCCCAUCCAAAAAGAAAACAGGUCACCGAAAUGCUGCUACGGAAAGGAGCCAAUGUCAAUGAAAAGAACAAAGACUUCAUGACACCUCUCCAUGUGGCGGCAGAGCGGGCACACAACGACAUUAUGGAGGUGUUGCAGAAACACGGGGCAAAGAUGAAUGCCGUUGAUACUCUGGGUCAGACGGCAUUGCACAGGGCAGCUCUGGCUGGACACUUGCAGACCUGCAGGCUGCUGUUGAGUUAUGGAGCCGAUCCUGCCAUAGUCUCUCUACAGGGCUUCUCAGCUGCACAGAUGGGCAAUGAAGCUGUACAGCAGAUACUGAACGAAAACAUUCCAGUGAGGAACUCUGAUGUGGACUACAGACUCUUAGAAGCAGCAAAAGCAGGAGACUUAGACACUGUGAAGCAACUCUGCUCUUCUCAGAAUGUGAACUGUCGAGACCUAGAGGGCCGGCACUCCACGCCACUCCACUUUGCCGCCGGCUACAAUCGCGUGGCCUUGGUUGAGUACCUGUUACACCACGGCGCCGAUGUUCACGCCAAAGACAAAGGAGGUUUGGUGCCAUUGCAUAAUGCUUGCUCAUACGGCCAUUAUGAAGUGGCAGAGCUGCUGGUUAGGCACGGAGCUUCGGUCAACGUGGCCGACCUGUGGAAGUUCACCCCACUGCACGAGGCAGCGGCCAAGGGCAAAUAUGAGAUCUGCAAAUUGCUUCUGAAGCAUGGAGCAGACCCCACCAAGAAGAAUCGGGAUGGAAACACUCCAUUGGACAUGGUGAAGGAGGGAGACACAGAUAUCCAGGACUUGCUGAGAGGAGAUGCAGCACUUUUGGAUGCCGCCAAAAAAGGCUGCCUGGCCCGGGUCCAAAAACUGUGCAGCUUGGAGAACAUCAACUGCAGAGACACACAGGGACGCAACUCCACUCCCCUGCACCUGGCAGCUGGCUAUAACAAUCUAGAGGUCGCUGAGUACCUACUUGAACAUGGGGCGGACGUAAAUGCGCAAGACAAAGGUGGCCUUAUUCCCCUCCACAAUGCAGCCUCGUAUGGGCAUGUGGAUAUUGCAGCCCUGCUGAUCAAGUAUAACACCUGUGUAAAUGCCACUGAUAAAUGGGCCUUUACCCCCCUCCAUGAGGCUGCACAGAAGGGCCGCACGCAGCUCUGUGCACUGCUGCUUGCCCACGGGGCCGACCCCACCAUGAAGAACCAGGAGGGCCAGGCGCCACUGGACUUGGCGACGGCUGAUGAUAUCCGGGCACUGCUGAUUGAUGCCAUGCCCCCUGAAGCCCUUCCUAGUUGUUUCAAACCACAGGCUACAGUGGUCAGUGCUUCUGUCAUCUCCCCAACAUCCACACCCUCCUGCCUGUCUGCUGCCAGCAGCAUAGACAAUCUGGCCGGACCCCUAGCAGAACUGGCUGUGUCUGGGGCCUCGGGCCCGGCUGAUGGGGCCACUGGAUCAGAGAGGAAGGAGGGAGAAAUUGCAAUUCUGGAUAUGAACAUCAGUCAGUUUCUGAAGAGUUUGGGUUUGGAGCAUUUGCGUGAUAUUUUUGAGAGGGAACAGAUUACGUUGGAUGUGCUGGCUGAUAUGGGGCAUGAGGAGCUCAAGGAGAUUGGGAUCAACGCAUAUGGGCACAGACACAAACUUAUCAAAGGCAUUGAGAGACUACUGGGUGGUCAACAAGGUGCCAACCCAUACCUGACAUUCCACUGUGCAACUCAGGGCACAGUGCUGAUCGACCUAGCCCCUGAUGAUAAGGAGUUUCAGUCAGUAGAGGAGGAGCUGCAAAGCACGAUCAGAGAGCACAGGGAUGGUGGCAAUGCAGGAGGCGUUUUCAGCAGGUACAACAUCUUGAAGAUUCAGAAGGUGGUGAACAAGAAGCUGAGGGAAAGAUAUGCACACCGGCAGAAGGAGAUUGCAGACGAGAACCACAAUCAUCACAACGAGCGCAUGCUCUUUCACGGGUCACCAUUCAUCAACGCCAUUAUCCAUAAAGGGUUUGAUGAGAGACACGCCUACAUUGGGGGCAUGUUUGGGGCUGGGAUCUACUUUGCAGAGAACUCCUCUAAAAGCAACCAGUAUGUCUAUGGCAUUGGAGGUGGAACGGGCUGCCCCACACAUAAAGACCGGUCCUGUUAUAUUUGUCAUAGGCAGAUGCUGUUCUGUAGGGUCACUCUGGGUAAAUCCUUCUUGCAAUUCAGUGCCAUGAAAAUGGCUCACGCUCCUCCAGGGCAUCAUUCCAUCAUUGGUCGUCCCAGCGUCAAUGGAUUAGCCUACGCCGAAUAUGUCAUCUAUCGAGGGGAACAGGCCUACCCAGAGUACCUCAUCACAUAUCAGAUCAUCAAGCCAGACAGUACACCUCCAUCCCCAAAAGCAGCAGAGCAGAAAUCCUAGUCCACAUGGGACCAAGAUCAGCAGGCUCAGACUGUUACCCAAACAUUUCAUACACACUCUCACACACACUUCAAACUUCCACAGAUGACUCCUCAUGUCCUCUGCCCAAACAGUACAAUAGGAAUUCAUUCAUUUACCCAUAAACCUCUGUACUGCCUUUUUAUUUUGCAGUUAUUUGCCAUUUCUGUCCCCAUGAGUGUUUACAAGAAAGAGUUGCCUUGGCUGGCCGCGUCCUAGCUCUUUUAGGACAGGAUAAAGGUCAUGCACUGUUUCAGGGCUAAAUGAAAGGACUUGAAAGAGCGAAUGACUCUGUAAAAUGACGCUCUGUGAAAGACAACAAGUGACCUCUUCCCCUUCAUUAAACUCAAUUUAACACUGUUUUAACUCGAGCAUUACACUUUAUUAAGCUUCUCUUUCUUUGAAACAGUUUUAUUAUUACUGUGAUCUACAUAUAUUUGUUUUUUAUUUUCCUCCAUAUAAUUCACAUUAAGAAAAUGGGCCUUGUCCCCGUUACACUUCAAAGGGACCUGAUAUUUCAGUGAUCCCGUCACCCUUGAAGUUCACUGAAGUGAGGACUUAUUGUGUUGCGGUUUUAUUUUUUCUUCUUUAUGUAUUGUAUUAAAAAAAAAAGCCUUAGAGGGUUUAUAAAAGUAAAAAGAAUGUUGAUGUGGAGACCAGAGCUAUUCAAAAGGCCUUUAACAACAAAACAGAAAAAAAAAAUCUUAUAUGUUUUUUUUAUGUACUUUGUACUCAUUUUUACCCCCCAUUUCUUUGCACAGGAAUUCUGCUCUGAAUGUUCCAUUCCAUUACCAUCAGAAAACACAUAAAUUUGCACUUUUAAGCAGGACUUAAGUUAUUCUGAAUAAUUUUAAAAUGACACAGGAAAAAAAAAAGUCCAGUAAUGUACAUGUUGUGUAAUGGACAAUGCCUUUGUAUAUCUUUUAAUGUUGUUUACUGAUACAGAGUGGGUUUUAUUAGUACUGUAAAAGAAGUGGGAAUUCUUUCUUUCAGAUCUUUCCUUCUAUAUUUUCAGAUGAUCGUUGAUUAAGUGUCUCCGCUUUGGAAGUCACUCAUUUGGUUUCACUUUGUUUUAGCUCACGACCACAGAAAUUCCUUAAUUUUGUUCAUUCCAAUACUGUUUCUCUGGUGCAAGAGAAACGCCUCUUUUCUGAGGAUGUCAGUAACGUAUUUCCAGUUACACACUACUGAUAUAUCAGCAGCUUGGAUGGCACACAUUCAUGUUACAGAAUAAAAUGAAGGAUGUAGUCUUGUAUAUGGACAUGGCUCUACCUCUUGAAGUCUGUUCGCAAGUUCACAACACUCCUGUCUGGUUUGGUUGCUUUGCUCAGGUGAAGGUGAUCUGCCUUACUCCAGGGCUCUCUGUGUUCAAACCAGAGAGAAAGAGAGAUCAGACUUGUUUUUCUCCCCUCUUAAAGUCAAUAAGUGGGAGAGAAACAUUCCUUUAUAAUCUCAAUUCUAUGAUCUGUAUUUUUAUUUUAUUUCCGUUUUCCUGUGAACUUAAAUCAGAUCUAGAAGCGUCUUAUCUACCAUAAGCAAUCUGCGGACUAAUCAAACACUCGUCAGUUGUGUAAAAUGGUCUUAAUAAAGUACAUGUCAUAAAUACCA